Molecule: messenger RNA, 3408 nt
Organism: Galendromus occidentalis (western predatory mite)
Lineage: Eukaryota; Metazoa; Arthropoda; Arachnida; Mesostigmata; Phytoseiidae
Product: protein draper
Exons: 25
Coding region: 1-3249 (1082 amino acids)
Molecular function (GO): protein binding
Source: RefSeq, a predicted model, not a curated record
AUGCUUCUGUGCGCGGCAUCCCUGCAAGGCAUCGUGAUGCCUUUAUCGGGAGUCGCUGUGCCGGAUGCCCUCCGUCUGGUGAAAGGGAUGACGUGGUUGUUUUUGUGGACGGCGCUUGCCGUUUCCUGGGCGCUCGAUCCGAAAGCUCCAAACGUCUGCAUAAAACAUGAGAGAUAUCUGGCCAACGAAACGGUUGCAUUUCCGAAACCAUUCCAAGUCCGGACGUAUACGUGGUGCUUCGCAGUACCGCCGAGAUGCUCCAAAUUUCGAACUGACUACACUACAGCCUACAAGCAGGUGCAGAAAGAGCGGACCCGCAUCGUUCCAACGUGCUGCAAGGGUUACGUCGAGAGCACCUAUGGAGAUCGCUGCAUCCCGCUCUGCAGCAACCCGUGCCUCCACGGCACCUGCUCUGGUCCGGAAUCGUGCAACUGUCUUCCGGGCUACGGCGGCCCCACCUGCAAUUUCCUUCUACACACGUGCCCGCCUGGAAUGUGGGGCUCGGACUGUGAUAGACCGUGUCCGUGUAAGAAUGGCGCGCGGUGCGAUCCACUGACGGGUGCAUGUGCGUGCAAACCCGGCUGGCAAGGCGAUCACUGUGAUCAGAAGUGUAACGACGGCACUUACGGGUACGAGUGUGGCCAGAAGUGCCGCUGCCGGAACGGUGGCCUUUGCGAUCAUAUCUCUGGAGCUUGCACCUGCGCACCUGGCUUCCGCGGACCGCUGUGCCAAGAAACCUGUCCACCGGGAACGCACGGCGACGGUUGCACUAGCCGCUGUCAGUGCCAGAAUGGAGGAUCGUGCAACCCGAUUAACGGGAAAUGUCUUUGUCCCGACGGCUGGACUGGAGAUGUUUGCGCCGUACCUUGUCCUUCGGGUUUCUUCGGGCCCGACUGCAGCCAGAGAUGUCAGUGCUACAACGAGGCUCUCUGCGAUCACGUUUCGGGCACAUGCCUCUGCCCGCCAGGUUACAUUGGCUCCCGAUGCCAGGAUGAAUGUUCUCCCGGGACCUAUGGCCUCAAUUGUUCGAAGACCUGCGAUUGUUUGAAUGGAGCAUCUUGUGACGUCAGCAACGGUCAUUGUGUGUGUCCGCCCGGUUUCGUCGGUCCUCGCUGCGAAACUCGUAAAUGCGUCGACGGCCUGUACGGGAAGAACUGCGAUAUGGUUUGUCAAUGCCAUCCGAAGAACACCAAGCUAUGCCAUCCUUGGCGUGGCUCAUGUGAGUGCAAAGCUGGCUGGCACGGAGAGCUGUGCGAGAGAUCGUGUCCGGCCUUAGCGUACGGAGAAAGCUGUUCCCAACAGUGCGAUUGCGCUAAUGGCGCUGAGUGUGAUCCGGUCGACGGCGGUUGCCUCUGCGAGCCGGGGUUCUACGGGUCCGAUUGCUCAUUAAGAUGCCCAAGCGGGACCUACGGACGAUCGUGCGGCGAAAACUGUAUCUGCGAUAACAACGCGACCUGCUCCCACAUAACGGGGCAGUGCAGCUGUCCAUCAGGCUACUUCACAUCGCGUUGCAAUCGAGUCUGCCCACAAGGCUUUUACGGAUCAGGGUGUACAGCCAGAUGUCAGUGCACAAACGGCGGAGACUGCGACGCCAAAACAGGGCAAUGCCAAUGCAGGGCCGGAUUUUACGGGGAACUAUGCGAGAAACGCUGUGAGCCGGGAUACUUCGGUAUUGGUUGUGCGCACAAGUGUGACUGCGAAGAGAACAACUCCUUGGGGUGCGAUCCCGUCGACGGCGAGUGUCGAUGUCUGUCGGGCUUCAGCGGCUGGCGCUGCGACUCGGAAUGCGCGCCUGCGUCGCUUUUCUGGGGCACCGACUGCUCAAAUGUGUGCACAUGCGCGAAUAACGGCACCUGUAACCAGUACAGCGCCGACUGCAGCUGUCCCACGGGGUACCACGGCAACAAAUGCAAGAAGAAAUGUUCGCCGGGUUUCUUUGGCGUGGGAUGCAAGCAGAAGUGUCCGAAAUGUGACAACGCCCUCGGACCGUGCGAUUCUGUCAGCGGCCUCUGCAGCUGCCGACCUGGGUGGACUGGUCCCACUUGUUCGAAAGAGUGCCCUCCUGAUUUCUGGGGCGCAAACUGUACGGAGCCGUGCGAUUGCCAACACGGGGGAGAAUGCGAUCCCCAGACCGGCGCCUGUUUCUGCCUCCCGGGUUGGAGGGGUCCUCGCUGUAACGAGCCCUGUCCUCAGGGAACCUACGGCUUCAACUGCACCAAGAAGUGUACGUGUCUUAAUGGCGGAACUUGUCGAGCUACCGACGGUGCCUGCAUGUGUCCGAACGGCUGGACGGGGAGCCGAUGCCAACAGGUCUGCCCCGAAGGUUAUUACGGAGAACACUGUUUCCAGGCAUGCAAAUGCGAGUCCAAGCCCGGAAUGUUCUGUGAUCCCGUUAAAGGCUGCUCAUGCAAAGGAGGAUUUUCCGGACGAGAAUGCGGCCUGCGAAAUGUCGCCGGAAGCGUAAUGCUGAGAGAUUCCGACGACGGCGAUGACCGUCAAGGGAUGAUGGCGGGCGUCCUCUUCUCCACCUUCGUGUGUUGCUUGGUUCUCCUCUGCGUCGCGUUUUAUUACCGACGACGAGUGAAUCGUCUGAAGUCUGAGUUAGCCUACGUGACGUAUACGGCGGAACGUAUGACUCCAGACCACCUGGAUAAUCCCGUUUACGGAUAUCAUACGCCGGGCAUGGAUCGUGUGCCAGUCAGCAAUUUGCAGACGAUCAUCCCUAAUAAUAUCAAAUACGUAAACAAUGAUCUCUCAGCCAACACUUGCCCAGUCGCGACUCCGGGUCCUUCAGGUGAGAGAGAAAACGUUUAUCGCAUGACCCGGGUGCAAGCGAUUUGUACAUUAAGUCGAAUGAAAAACUCGAAUGUCGAGCGUGCCAAGAUCGGAGAGGAGUCGUAUUAUUCGAGUACGAUCAAGAAGAAGAACCGAGAAACCGGCACUGGCUCGCGUAGCGGUCCGGAAAUCCCGGAGGAAGAGUACGUCGCCAAGAAGAGCAAAGAGCUCGACUUUCGGCCAAACAUCUACCAGAGCAUUGACGACCUCAAGACCCUGACCAAGGAGCCAUUCUACUGUGAGGUCAAAAACAAAGAGUUCAAGCAGUCGAACGCGCAAGCUGGCGAGCACUUCCGGGGUAGCACCUCGACGUUACGGAGCACCGAUGAUAACGUCGAAUGCUCCGUUGCCAAAGAAGUUUGCUUCAGCAUUCUAAAGAAGGCCGGCAGCUCGAGUCAGGACCCGAGCGUGUAAAUAUUGUUAUCGAUGUACAUAAAUUUUGAUAGUAACCGAAUCGAUGGUAGUACCCCGCUACGGACUACGCACUCCUCGGGCGUAUGAGCUCCGCUGAUGUAAAGGUGAUAAUCUUCUCCUCGGUCUAUCGGAGGGAUCACGCGGGACAACUCAGAACUC